AUGAGACUCUUCAAUCUUUUGAAAGUAUUGUAUUUUGGUACUUUCCUUCUUGUCAUAGUUCCUUUAACUACUCAGCGCCCAUGGCUCAAAAAUGAAAAGGGAAAAACCACGAUAGAAAACAUCAGUAAAGGUCGUCAAUCUCAAGUCAAAGAAGUUGAUCAUAGGACUUCUAAAUCUCUGGUAGAAGAAGUGGAAUCUGAAUCUUCCGAAGAAACAGGAGCCAACAAAUUUCAAAAGAUUUCAGAUAUUAUCAAGACAAAAGUACCAGUAAAAAGUCAUCAGUCCACCCAUGAUCCAUCACAAGCCUCUGAAGCUUCCAAAGCUAUUGAGGAGAUAGAUUCUUAUACAUAG
Messenger RNA from Melampsora larici-populina 98AG31, 351 nucleotides. RefSeq lists its product as uncharacterized. The record is from RefSeq and is a predicted model, not a curated record. Bases 1 to 351 code for a protein of 116 amino acids. Lineage: Eukaryota; Fungi; Basidiomycota; Pucciniomycetes; Pucciniales; Melampsoraceae. The transcript has 2 exons.